UUGAAAAUAAAACUUCUAGACAGUUUCGAUCCUGAGAAACUACAAGAUCGCUGGAAGAAGCUACUGUCCAAAUUUUGGGAAAGCUUCAAUGGAAAGCUAGCAUUCAUACAUGACGAUUGUGUUAUUUUACUGCAACCCUAUGAGAAAGCAAUAACUGGCCUAUAUCUAUUGCUCGUGAAAUAAUUUCGAGGAUUACUCAAUUUCAAAGGUUUGCCGUUAUUGAAAGCAGAGACGUUUCUGCGCAUGACUUCUUUACAAUGAAAAGAAAGCACGGCACAAUGAAAAAGUGGUUAAUUGGGGAAAAAAAUGAGAAAGGUGAAGAACUAAUUUGCCUAGAGAGACAUGUGACCCAAGCAGAAUGGUGUCCUACUUUGACCAAAGACUUACGAAGCAAGAAAAAACGUCGUUAUGACUAUAUUUCUGAUUAUGAAUGUCCUUUUCCUCAUCCCAUCAAUAUGACAAAAUUAUGGAAAAAAGGCGUUUGUCAAACGCAGUGGAACGCCUUGCAGAAAGCAAAACAGCAAGGCUAUGGUAUUCCCAUUGAGAAAUUGGCGCAUUUCACGAGUGAAAACAUUUCGAAUUCGAUCAUUGAAGACGGAGGUUUUCAAGCUCAAGAGAAGAAAAUAAACAUGAAAAGAAAGCGAGAUGUGAUUGCCAACCUGUCAUGGUGGAGUCCAGUUUUCCCUGACGAUGUCCCCGAAAAGCUACAAGACCACUUAAUUAAACACUUGUCCAAGUUUGCUGAGACAGGGGUGGACCAUUUUGAUAGCAUAAGAAGUCAGUUUGCAACAUCCCAAGCGUUUCGAACAAGAAAAAAAUGCCAUAGGAAAUGUUACUUUCAAUUUCCCAUCCAAUCAAUUUUACGUCACUAUAGAAAUUACAUAGGACUGGAAAACGAUGUCCAGUUCAGCAUCCUUGGGACCUUCCUCUACGAAAAAGAAAUAAUGCACGCCGUCCUAGUAUGGAGCAAAGCAAUAGAAGGUCAUGAGCAAUUUUCCAGAUAUCCAGUAAUACCAGAGAAAGAGAGCAUCAUAACAAGAGAUGAUAAUGGUCGUUGGAUGGUAUCCACAGGCAACGACCAGAAAGAAAAUCAAACGAUUCAAAAGAUUCUCCAAAAUUGA
Messenger RNA from Xenia sp. Carnegie-2017, 1121 nucleotides. RefSeq lists its product as uncharacterized. The record is from RefSeq and is a predicted model, not a curated record. The transcript is spliced from 3 exons. Lineage: Eukaryota; Metazoa; Cnidaria; Anthozoa; Malacalcyonacea; Xeniidae. The coding region runs from base 258 to 1121 and encodes 287 amino acids.